Messenger RNA from Chrysochloris asiatica (Cape golden mole), 336 nucleotides. RefSeq lists its product as uncharacterized. NCBI's taxonomy places the organism in Eukaryota, Metazoa, Chordata, Mammalia, Afrosoricida, Chrysochloridae. Bases 1 to 336 code for a protein of 111 amino acids. The transcript has a single exon. The record is from RefSeq and is a predicted model, not a curated record.
AUGGAGUCAGUGUCGAUUCCUGUUCUGCUUGGUGGUCUUGUUAACUGUGUAGCCCAGUUAAUAACAAUCGCUGAAGAACUUCUACACAUGAUGACGCAAGAACAACAACGUCCUUGCAACGAACAAAAUGAUAGAGAAGAAGAGAUGAAUGGAGAUGCACCUCCUCCUGAGGAACCACCGCUGCCGGAUCUUGCUGAACUCUCAGAUUUAGAUUCCAUACUUACACCAAGGGAUGAUGAAGACCUAAUCCUUGAUAUAGAUCAAGCUAUGUUAGCCAUGGAUGACUUCUGUGAUGAUUCGCUCUGUGGUAUAAUCGAUGAUUUAAGAAGUGAUUAA